GGAAAAAAAGAAAGGGCUGCACAUACACGUCACUGGGGGAAGCUGAACACACUGGGCAAUGUUUAAAUCGCACAAUUAUUUAUUCACCCCUGUUCCCGUUUAUGACCACGGAGCCUUCACAGCUCGAAGUGCGACUUCCUCUUUGUGCUCGGUGUGAGGCGCAUGUCGUCACCCUCACCGCCCGCAGGGGAGCGCUGACAUUGUCACACCGCCGCUGAACUUCCCGUCAAGAAGACGCGGCACGGGCGAAAAGAGCUGCUUGUUGAGAGAGAGAGAGAGAAAAAAGGGGAACGACAGUGGGACUUGUCAAGAAGAGAGGACACACUUAAGUCCUCAAGGCGUCUGUUCACAGAAAGGCUGCCAUUGUCCUCCAGCCGAUGGCGAGCAGAGGCGGUUCUGCUAAUUAGCCUGCGUUGGUCCCUGCAGAAAGGGAAAGGAGAGCGGGGCUGCUAGCUGCAACGACAGGGUUUAAGGGGGCCGUUGUACACAUUUCAUCCACAAUCUGGACAUUUCUCCUGUUAGCUGGUUUUAUUCCUAAUGAUGGGCUCCUUCAGCGGAUAGUACCCUCCCACCCUUCCGUUUAACCCCACCGUCGCACCCUGGCUCGGAUUCGCCCCUCGGGCGCUGUCCUCGCAGGGGGGUAACGGGUUCACCAUCGCCCGGUAGAGCUAACUACAGGCGGCGGUUCGGUCUCCGUGACCCUUGGCCGCCCUGCCUCGCCACUCUGCCCCCUAACCGAGUCGGGACAUGGCAGGGAACCUGAAGAAAGGUGGGGGGAUCAUCGGAAUGAUGAAGGAUGCCUUCCAGCCACACCAUCACCACCUCCACUCCCACCACCAGCCCGGGGCCGUCGACAAGAAAACCGUGGAGAAAUGCUGGAAACUGAUGGACAAGGUGGUGCGGCUGUGCCAAAACCCCAAACUGGCUCUGAAGAACAGCCCCCCUUACAUCCUCGACCUGCUGCCAGACACCUACCAGCACCUGCGCACCAUCCUGUCUCGCUAUGAGGGCAAAAUGGAGACUCUGGGAGACAACGAGUUCUUCCGGGUCUUCAUGGAGAACCUGACCAAGAAGACCAAGCAGACCAUCAGCUUGUUCAAGGAAGGCAAGGAGCGCAUGUAUGAGGAGAAUUCGCAACCCAGACGAAACCUCACCAAGCUGUCGUUGAUCUUCAGUCACAUGCUGGCUGAGCUGAAAGCCAUCUUCCCCAAUGGCCUGUUUCAAGGUGACAACUUCCGCAUUACCAAAGCUGAUGCUGCAGAGUUCUGGAGGCGCGCCUUCGGGGACAAAACCAUUGUGCCUUGGAAGGUGUUCCGUCAGUCUCUCCAUGAGUUUCAUAACAUCAGCUCUGGUCUGGAGGCCAUGGCUCUCAAAUCCACCAUAGAUCUUACCUGCAAUGAUUAUAUCUCAGUGUUUGAGUUCGACAUCUUCACUCGGCUAUUCCAGCCUUGGUCAUCCCUGCUGCGAAACUGGAACAGCUUGGCUGUUACUCACCCAGGGUACAUGGCCUUCCUCACAUAUGAUGAGGUCAAAGCUCGGCUUCAGAAAUUCAUCCACAAGCCUGGCAGUUAUAUCUUCCGACUGAGUUGCACUCGACUGGGCCAGUGGGCCAUCGGUUACGUGACAGCCGAUGGGAAUAUUCUCCAAACCAUUCCCCAUAAUAAGCCUCUCUUCCAGGCCCUCAUUGAUGGUUUCAGAGAAGGCUUCUAUUUAUUCCCCGAUGGCCGGACUCAGAACCCCGACCUGACGGGUCUGUGUGAGCCUUCACCUCAAGACCACAUUAAAGUCACACAGGAGCAAUAUGAGCUGUACUGUGAGAUGGGCUCCACUUUCCAGCUCUGUAAAAUCUGUGCGGAGAAUGACAAAGAUGUGAAGAUCGAGCCCUGUGGUCAUCUCAUGUGCACCUCCUGUCUCACCGCCUGGCAGGAGUCGGAGGGUCAGGGAACGGGAUGCCCCUUCUGUCGGUGUGAGAUUAAAGGUACAGAGCCGAUUGUCGUAGAUCCUUUUGACCCCAAGGACAACAGCGGGGGCUCAAGUCGGGCCGCCAUGGGAGCCGAGGGAGCUCCAUCGCCAAGCUAUGACGACGACGACGACGACAGACUUGAAGACCCCCACCUGGUAAUGAGCAAACUUGCUGGCACAAAGGUGGACCGCCCCCCGUCACCCAUGUCCAUGCCCCCUCAGUCAUCUCUUCCCCCAGUGCCUCCCAGGCUUGAUUUGUUACCACACAGACCUCCAAACCCCCCUGGUGCCUCCAGUCCAGGGGCCACCAGUAAGGCAGCAUCACAUCACAAAGACAAGCCUCUUCCACUUCCCCCUUCACUGCGGGAUCUUCCCCCACCCCCUCCUCCAGACAGACCUCACCCAGGCGGGGCGGCUCCAGAAGCUCGGCAUCCAAGACGGCCCCUACCGUGCACUCCAGGGGAGCCCCUUCGAGAUAAGCUCCCUCCCACUCCCCCGAACCGUCCUUUGGCUGACUGGAACUCCAGACCCGUUCCCAAAGCUCCAACCCCCUCUUCUUCAUCAUCUUCACCAUCCUCCUCAUCCACCCACGUGCCCAGCCUGGGGGUCGACCUCAGAGCAGGUGUCAGGGAGCUCUCCAACAGACACUCCCUCCCCUUGGCGCUGCCUUCUGCGCUGGACAACCGCGCGGACUCUCAGAAGAACAACAGCUCCCUCAGUCUGGACCACCAGCUGAGUUUAGCUGCAAUAGUUUCUCAAGAUUAUGACAACCCCAAAGUGAAACCAUCAUCCUCGGCCAAUGCCAUCUACGCCCUGGCAAACAGACCGUCUCCAGGUUUGAGGCAAGUGCCCGGAGAGGAGGCGUGUGACAGCGAGGAAGACUCUGAGUACAUGAUCCCUUCAUCUCGCCCCAUUGCCGCCCCAUCAGUACCAGACACCCUACAAGUCCAAAGGCCCCCACAGCCUCAGCCUCUGACUGCUCUGCAGGCACAGACUCAAGCCCCUGCAGUCAAUUCGCGUCUCACACUAGGUGCAGAGGAUGGGCCGAUAUCGCAUGAAGCCAUGUACAGCGUCCAGCCGAGGUCACAACAAGCCAGAGAUUCAGAUUACUCAGAGCUGCCUCCCCUGCCGGUCACCAACGGGCCCAGAGACCACGCAGCAGACGACAGAGAGGAAGAGGAUAACGGCUACGACUUCCCAAAGCCCCGGCUACCACAGCCCCCUGCUCGGCGGACCUUUUCAGAAAUGGGGGGGUCUCUAUCUACAUCUUCAUCCUCCUCAUCGUCAUGCUCGUCAUCUGUGGCAGCCUUUAGCCGCCUUUCCCUAGAUUCAGAUUUUGGAGCUACGGCAUCUGCUUUAGAGCCAGCAGAAGCACCGGAGAGACCUCCAAAGCCGCUGCCCAGACGGAUCAACUCGGAGCGCCGCCACAGCCCCGUCCCGCCUGUGCCCGCUCCGCCCAACGGCGGCGCAGCGGGCGGGGAGGCCAGCCCCCUGAUCAGCAGUGAGAUCGAGCACCUUAUGAGUCAGGGCUACUCCUACCAGGACAUCCAGAAAGCUCUGAUGAUUGCACAGAACAAUAUAGAAAUGGCCAAGAACAUCCUGCGUGAGUUCGUCGCUGUUCCCUCCACCGCCCACAUUUUUACAUAGCAGAUUGUGGCGCCCACGAAUCGCGGUUUGCUCUCUUUGCCCUAGCUUGGCUCAGCCUGGUUUGGUUUUGGUCGCCGCAGACCGACCUUAAAAGCCUACUGCCUCCAGGACUACGUAAAGUGCUGCCUGACACCCUACGUCCCCCUGCCCCUCCCACCGAACCCUCCUGUGGUUUCUGUCCUGGCUGUUACUCAGCAAGCUUACAGUAUCUGCAGGAAUCUGCGCCAGGCACUCCAUGUGCUUUCAAAAGUCUCAUGCUCUUUUUUUUUUUCUUCGAGUGUUUGGUUUCAGGAGCAUCUCCUCAGGACCGCCCAAACGCGGCGACCCGAGACUUUCAUAGGAAUCUGCGGAAGACAAACUCUCAUCUUCCAUGUUGAAGCCUCUCGCUGAAAAUAUAAUCAACACCUCACAAGGAAAACUAAAAGUGUAUGUCUAUAUGAGAAUUUAAUAUAUAAGUAAGUAUAUAUUAAAUGUGUGUAAUAUAUACAGUACGUGCAUAAAUAAUAUGUGAAAAUGGUUCAGUUUGGAGGGUUGCUCUUGGUACCACUGCAGAGGGUGGGGGGGGGACAGGAGUCGGAUUACGGGAAGACAGGAAGGAAGAGGAAGGACGAAUCGGGCGUCUUCCUCACCAGGAUGCGUUAGUCAGCAGAACCUUGGAAAACGUGCAGCAGAGCUUUUCAUCUUGACUUUAGUCGGAUACGGCCUUUAAUUAACAUUGCUUUGGGUACUUCUUUUUUUUUAACAUAAAAAAAAUCAAGCGUGUCGUUUUGUUUGUAGCAUGAUGAUGGUUUCAGGUCUGGACAUGUUGCUGGCUGCUUGUGUGUUUUGUGUACGUGAGCAUGGUUGCCUGUGUGUGUGUUUGCCAGACUUUUUACUCCACUCGUCCUGCUCUCGGAUGAAGCCCCUCCCUCUCCUGUCCGUCUCAACAUGAAUGUGUGCUCCAGUCCGCGUACUUGGACUCGCGCUCUGUUAAUGUACUACUGCUCUAAGUUAUAAGGCGGGGCCUGGUGUAGCUGCAGAGGUGCGUCCCUCAGCUAGCAGACAGGCUAGUUGUUUCGUGAUCUGUGGUGGCUCACAUGUUUUCUUUCUGUUGUAUGAACUCACUGGCUGGUCCGGGUUUCUGUCUCCAGUCGAGUCCAGUGUUACAAAACAAAAAUGAGAAAAAAUACAUAAAUAUUGACUUACUUUGAUAAUAUAUUGUUGUUAUACGAUCAUAAAUAUUGUUGGUAUAAUUAAUUCAGAAGUGUUUCACUGCUGCUAUUAUUGUUAGUGCUAAACAAUUAAAGCCUUAAAUGUACAUUUGUGAAUACUCUGUUUAACCGUCAUCCUGUUUCUUUAAAGUGACAGUAUCCUUUGUCUUUCCAGUUCAUAAUGUAGCAUACUUGAAAAGUAUACGCAGCUCGUGAGCCCGCAGCCGUCUCAAGCUGUCGACCUGUUUAGUAUUUUUAACGUUUAGUUCUGCUCUUUCUUUAGUAUAUAUACAAGGUUCCUGCACGGUUGUUGAAAAGUUUGAAAUUAGAUUUUUACAUUUACAGUUUGAGAUAUGUGUUUGAGUUCCUAGACUAUCAUAGGUAUUUCCAUUAUCUAAAAGAUAAAAAUCUGAAUAUCAGGAAAAAACAGGCUUUUUAUACCUUAGAAUUUCAGCAUAUUUAAGUAAAAUUCACAGAAUAAAUAGUAAAGGGCUAUUUCAAUGCCUUUUUGGUAACUGGCUCUGCAUGAUUUUAGAUAUUUAUAUAAUUGCAAUACUAAUAAUUGAACACUGUGAUAAUUGAAAUUACCUAUAUUUUCAGCACUUUUCUGUAAUCAUGAAAAGCCCACCACUCUUUAAGCUUUCCUGUAUAAGCACAGCAUGAGUUCUGCUACUUCAUUCAUUCAAUUUCUACAAGCAAGUAUAAGAUUAAAUUACAUGUAGGAUGAUACAAUUCAGAUUUGACCAGUGUAGAUGUUUUAGAUGUUAAGAGACCCAUUCAAUGUUGGUCCAGAAGCCAAACACUGAAUCUAACAGGUAACUAGGACGUACGUGGGUUGCACGUAUACUUCCAUGCUUUUUAAAGGUGGAAAGAUUUAUAUAUGUCCAGCAUUACUUCUUUCUUAAAAGUGCAAGAAAAGGUGAAGUUGCCACCUUUCUGCCAAUUGGUUGCCAGGGCUACAUUGCAUUUCUUACUAAAAUAAUUGUACCAGGUUCUUUUCACAGCAUUUUGGACCCUCUGCCCUCAAGGUCAGGGUUCUGUGGUUCCUAAGCUGGGCAGAAAAAACACAAGCUAAAUUAAAUCAUCUGAUUUAAUUUAGCUUGAAAUCCUUUGUAGAAUUGAAAGUAACAUUUGUAUUUAUAAAGUGCACUAAUGGUAAAAAUUUAAAAAACAACUGGAUUCUUAGUUGAUACAAUUUGUGUUGUUAGUGUACCUUUUUAUUUUUUUAUUGACUUGCUAAAACAUGUUUACCCAAAUGAUAUUUGGGGGUAAAAAGAACCUACAACCAGUAUCUCAGAGAUUGGGAAUUGAAUGUUUUUCACAAACUUUGAUUUAAAGAGAAGCACAAACUUGAUCCAGAAGCCCAAAAAACUUUGAGCAAGUCUUUUUCCCCUCUUUAAAAUCAACCAACUAGUUAGUGCUCCUUUAGUUCUCUUGUGACUAGAAAAAUGGCCAAACCAAAAAUUACUCUUUCAAUGAAUAAUAGAAGAAACCAUCUUUAAGCCAGCCUUAAGGCAGUGGGCAGCAACAUAUAUAGGCCUUAUGUUUCAGAGAUCAUGAAAAAGAGUUGAUCAAAGAUGACCCAGAAGCCAAAAAAGCAGCGAAAUAACCUUUUACCACUCUGCGAAAUUGGAAGCCAACCUCAGCGUUGCAUAAUAUAGAGAUAAUAUAAACUUAAAAAUAUGUAUAGUAGUAAUAAUAAGUAAAUGAUUUUUACUCAAUGUUCCAGAGCUUUUUCUUUAAAAAAAAAAAAGCUGAAAAAAAUGAGAAUCGUUGCCAGUGGGAACCUUGUGUAUAUUAACAGUAAUAAAGCAACCAAAAAUGCUUUUAAAGUUUUCGGUAAAAGACGAAUGCUUUCUGUUGAGCUUUGCCUUCUCGUUGCUCUGAAAAGAGGAGCGAGCGCCGAGGCUUUUCGUAGCGUAGACUCAUGGGUACGCUGGCCCCGCCCCACUGUCUACGGUAAAAAUCAGUAUUUGGGCCGACUGUAACAACUAACUCAGGAAUAAAUGCUGUCAAAACGCAGAGCGGACUCAUUAGCACAGACAGCAGCUCACCUGUGUACAGCGAAAAGUAACUGCUUCUUAGUCACAGACUUGCACAUUUUGUCUUUGUAUAAUUUUUCCAGUGUUCGCAGGAGCAGAAACAGCAGCUUUUUACUUCCAGGUACUCUGAAUUUAAAGGAUAUAGUCACACAAACAGCUUGUAGGUACAUUAACUUGAGGCUCUCCCAGUAUAUGAAGAAUGUUGUUUUUUUUAUUAUUAUUAUUUUCUGAUUGGGAGGAUGCCAAUUAGCCCCAGUUUGUCUUCACCUCUUCCGGUUGAUGCUGUGUGUUGACUGGAAGCUCUCUCUGCGCUGUCUCUAGUUCUGUUUCAUGUUUAUUUCCUAGUUGCCUUGAGAAACUUCUUGAAUGAUGGAUGGUGACGGACUGGGGAGAUCCGCAAUCCUCAACACUGUACCGAUGUUUCAAGACGGCGUCUCAUUAUGUAUUAUUAAUUAACCUUUAUUUUUGCACAGCAUACCGAUUUGUGCUUUGAUACUGUCACUCUAAAGAACAGCUUAUAUUGUAUACAGUUAAAGAAAAAUGUCAUUUUUCUGCAUUCCUGUGCAUUUUGUCCCAAAGGUUUUGUUUACUUGUUUGUUUUUCUUGACUUGUGCCAUAUGUUUAGAGAGAGAAAGAGAGAGAGAGAUCAUCACCAACGUCCUUACUUUUGUUUUUUAAAAGGCCUUGCUAUUCGAGGAGUGUUCGUGGGUCUCAAUCUGUAUCUGUUGGUCUUUGAAGGCAACAUAGUGCAGUAAUGCUCGCAUCGAUCUGUCCUCUGCCUCUUCAGCCGCAUCUAGCCUCAUCCCUCAAACGCUUCAGUGUCUUUUUUGCUCACUUUUUCCAGAUCAGUUCUCAGCCUCUGGAUGCUCCAGAUGCUCAGUGCUGUGCAAUUUCAAUAUUCAGCCAGGAGAGGGGGCUGUCGUUCUAAUUUCCCCCCCCCAAAAAAACCUCAGUAAAAGAAAAGGCAUUCAUGAUUUUUUUUAAUGGUUUUUAAAGCUCAUAUCAAUUUGAAAGUAUGCACAUUGCUGUUAAUAAAAGGUUAAGCAACA
Messenger RNA from Xiphophorus hellerii (green swordtail), 7890 nucleotides. RefSeq names its product Cbl proto-oncogene, E3 ubiquitin protein ligase (gene cbl). Gene Ontology annotation, biological process: cell surface receptor signaling pathway; negative regulation of epidermal growth factor-activated receptor activity. The record is from RefSeq and is a predicted model, not a curated record. Gene Ontology annotation, cellular component: membrane raft; plasma membrane. NCBI's taxonomy places the organism in Eukaryota, Metazoa, Chordata, Actinopteri, Cyprinodontiformes, Poeciliidae. Bases 748 to 3609 code for a protein of 953 amino acids. Gene Ontology annotation, molecular function: ubiquitin protein ligase activity; receptor tyrosine kinase binding; phosphotyrosine residue binding. The transcript is spliced from 16 exons.